This is a messenger RNA of Danaus chrysippus (African queen), 201 nucleotides long. Lineage: Eukaryota; Metazoa; Arthropoda; Insecta; Lepidoptera; Nymphalidae. The record is from the annotation of a GenBank genome assembly.
AUGAGUAAAAAAAAGAACAACAAACAAAUCGAUAUAUCUGUGCAGGCGAGCGUUCGCGGACAGGAAACUAGGAUAAUAGAGAAACCUCGUCCGGUGGUCGGAGAUAUCAGGGUGUGGUGGAGAGAGACCACGCCCUGGAGGAGGAGCAGAGGCUCGCGUGCGCGGGAUUAUCACCCCCUGGAUGCGCUGUCUGAUUCUUAA